Molecule: messenger RNA, 2439 nt
Organism: Pygoscelis adeliae (Adelie penguin)
Lineage: Eukaryota; Metazoa; Chordata; Aves; Sphenisciformes; Spheniscidae
Gene: HEXD
Product: hexosaminidase (glycosyl hydrolase family 20, catalytic domain) containing
Exons: 9
Coding region: 47-1156 (369 amino acids)
Molecular function (GO): hexosaminidase activity
Source: RefSeq, a predicted model, not a curated record
GUUUGUGCUGAAGCACAAAGAGUUUGCUCAUCUCCGGGAGGUGAAGAUGUUUCCCAACGCCCUCAACCCACACAAAGAGGAGUCGCGGGCACUGGUCAAAGCCAUGAUCGACCAGGUCAUGGCACUGCACGAAGACGUAAAAUGGUUUCACAUCGGAUGUGAUGAGGUCUACUACCUCGGCGAAGGAGAGGAGUCAAAGCAAUGGCUGCAGCAGCAAGACAACACUCCAGAGAAGCUGUGCUUAUCCCACAUAAAAGCAGUAGCAAGCUGUGUGGCCUCGUCUUAUCCCACUGUGACACCCAUCGUGUGGGAUGAUAUGCUCAGAGGGAUAAGUGAGGAAACACUGGCAGAGUCUGGGGUCCCACAGCUUGUGCAGCCAAUGAUCUGGGACUAUGCAGCAGACCUCGACGUGGAGGGCAAAGUGCAUCUCGUAGAGAAGUAUCGCAGAUGUGGCUUCUCCAAGGUGUGGUUUGCUAGUGCUUUUAAAGGAGCUACAGGAGUGAAUCAGUCUCUAACGCUUAUUGGACACCAUUUGAAAAACCAUCUUCAGUGGCUGAAAGUGGCAAGCAAUAGCCCCGCUGAUGUCCUUGAAGGUAUCGCGCUGACCGGCUGGCAAAGGUAUGAUCACUUCUCUGUUUUGUGUGAGCUUCUCCCUGUGGCAAUUCCAUCAUUGGCUGUAUGUCUGCAGGCACUAAAGAAUGGUGGCUAUUCUGAAAAGAUUAAAGAAAAUGUGGAAGAGCUCCUGGGAAUGUCCAACCUGGAAACCGAAACUUUCAUGAGCACAAGUCUGGGGACCUUCCCUGGGAGCAAUAUCCUUACGCUUGUGACGCAAGUUAGUUUCUACCUCAAGUCAUCAGUGGAUGAACUUCUUGAAAGGAACAGAUACGUCACAGGCUGGUUCAGCCCCUACCACAGAAAAAGGAGGAUUAUUCAUCCUAUAAUAAUGCAUCACUUUCAGCCAGACGCAGUAAGUCUUCUCUCCAAGUGGAACGCUGUGGUGCAAGACCUCCAAGCAGCCAUGGAGGAAGUUUUCCACAAGUGUACUGUAGAGGAGUGGAUGGAGGAGAACGUCCACCCCAGCCUCCAGAAGCUGCAGGAAGUGGUGGAUGACUUAGAUAAAGCAAUAAAAGCACAAAAUCAGGGGCAUUUCAAUUAGUCCGUCUUAUUCCAUGGGAAAACAUGACUAGUGGAAAUCUGCAACUAGUCCUAUAGCUAGAGUUUGUCAUCUUAAGAGUUACAUCACCUGCCCUGUCAGUCAGAUUUGCUCCCCUUGCGUAACAGAAUGCAGGAACGAGUCAGAACUCAGCUGUGUUACAAGGCAGGAGGAAAACCCAGUUUCUUCCAAAUUCAGUAUUUGUAACAAUAGACUUUCUUAAAUUACAAUGACCUGGAAAAGUUCCACAAGUUCUACUCUAGUCAGCAGCCAGCAUGUCCUCCCUUUGCCAUUUCCAUAUAAAGAUUUAGGAUACUUUAAACAUGCUUGAAGUCCUUAUGGCCUGUACUGUGACUCGUUCCUGUUCCAGGUACAUUCAGAGAUGUGUCAUGAUGGAAUGGUAGGACAAGUCCUUCCACAGCAUAUAGCAGUCGAUUUAUCCAAUUUUGUUUUGGACUUUUUCAGUCUUUGAAAUACGUAAAACCAUCGGUCCUAAAUCCAGCUUUGAUUAGCUUGAGAUCAGAAAAUUAACAUCCAACUUUUUGCAGCAGUCUGAGCAGGGAACUGCUGUCCAGACGCUCACUAGGUUACAGCAGGUGCACGGAAGAACGUGGACCAUGACAGUACAGAGCAAGAGGGAGCAAUAGAAAAGGGCCUUGUUGCCAACGGUGAAGGCGACACUUGGACUUUGAGGGAAAACUGCCUUAACACAUCAGGCUUCUUGACAUUUUACCAAAGCAUCAAAGCUGAGCAUAGUUUCAUCCCCCCGGAAAAGCACCCUCCCAGUCACUUUAAGGCAUCUACUUCGCUAUGUAAAACCUGAGUCUGCAGGUUCGUCCAAAUUUGAAGCAUGACUAAAGUCUACUGAAUAUGAGGGAAAAACACUGGUUUAUUCUGCUUUAACGUUGAACUUUUAAUAUAAAUGUAUAGCAAUAUAUCUUGUGGACUUAACUGGAGCAUUGAGAUAAUCACCACAAGGGAAAAGAAUUCAAAAGUCUGGUAGUUAAGUACACUACCAUGAAUAUUCAAAAUACUCUUUACUUGUUUGCUUCAUUUAUUGCUUUCUUGAAAGUCGUAAUUUGGAAGCAGAGGUAUCGAAAUUUUCUUGGAACAAUCUAUUAUGAAGAGUGUAGGUCUAGAUAGAGAAAGUACAAGAAGUACAGCAGAAGACGACUCUAGCUUAUUUAGUGAGCGCUACAGGAGUUAGGUCCACAUGCAGAUUUUUAUCCAAAAAGAAUCAAUUGCUAUGUAUACCUUAAUUACAGAAGUCACACGAUCUUUAUUUU